AUGGCUUCUCUUCUGGAAAGCCUGCCGAAUGAAACUAUUCUUCAUAUUUUCAGAUACAUCAAUUCAAAUGAUAUCGACGCGACGCAGGCACGGCUUCUCAAGUGUAGCAAGGCUCUUCGUCGGCGCUUUGAGCCGUGGCUGUACUCUUCACAAAAGUCUCGUGUCAGAAUCGUACGCCUGGCAUGUAUCCAUGGGUUCAACGAGACAAUCAAGCUAGCUGUCGGUACUUACAACGCAUCACCUAGCACUGUCACGAUUUGGCAGAGAAAUAGCAAACCAGCUAAAAUCGACGUUGGGGAGGUCAACCCGGUUGUGGCAGCUUCGAAAAUCUCUCGUAUCCUCAAGGCUUUGCAGAUUGACCAUGCGAAGAUGCUGCACCCAUUUUUCACAUCAGGCACUGCUGGCCAAGUGCAGCACCUCUGCGUGGCAGACCAUUGCCUCGUGCCGGCCAUCGUCAACAAAGCGUCUGCCGAAACUACCCAGUUGCUCCUCGACAAUGGAGCCAACCCUAACCGACUCGAAACUGGCGACGUUCGGAUGAAUGCACUCUCUGCAGCAGUCAAAGUCGGAGCGAUGGACGUUUUUACGCUGGUAAUAGACAGGGGCGCUCAAAUGAAUGUGAAAGGGACUUUAUCUCAGGGAAAAUCUAUAUUCGAGGUUCCCGUCCUUGCUGCUGCUCAAACCACGGCAGAAUUGCAAUCGGUAGAAAUGCUACAGCUUUGUAUUGAUCAUGGUGGUUCCCUCGGCGUCAACCUCCGCAUUCAGCAUCGACAUUCAACGACAUUCAUGACCGUCCUGCUCGCCUAUCUAGACGCCAUAGCUGACUGGCAGGUCACCUUUAGACUUUCCCCGGUUCAGGCAGUCUCUUUUAUUCUACAUCAUCUUGGCCAUGAACAGAGCGGUUAUAGGCGCACGGAAGGGGCGAAACUUGGACUGGAUCGUCUUCCAUUGGCCAAAUCCUGGAGAUUCUUAUUCGGAAAUGGGGAGUCAAGUAUUUGGAAGUGGACGAAUUUUUCCAUGUAA
Clonostachys rhizophaga is the source of this 1023-nucleotide messenger RNA. NCBI's taxonomy places the organism in Eukaryota, Fungi, Ascomycota, Sordariomycetes, Hypocreales, Bionectriaceae. The record is from the annotation of a GenBank genome assembly.